This is a messenger RNA of Danaus plexippus (monarch butterfly), 917 nucleotides long. Its product is annotated as aldo-keto reductase AKR2E4-like. The record is from RefSeq and is a predicted model, not a curated record. Lineage: Eukaryota; Metazoa; Arthropoda; Insecta; Lepidoptera; Nymphalidae. Gene Ontology annotation, cellular component: cytosol. Gene Ontology annotation, molecular function: aldose reductase (NADPH) activity. Bases 1 to 903 code for a protein of 300 amino acids. The transcript is spliced from 6 exons.
AUGCCACCAAUCGCUUUCGGUACUUUUGGAAAGAUUAAGGACGUGAAGACCAUUACAAAAACAGUGGUUGAAGCGAUAGAAUCGGGAUACCGACAUUUCGAUACCGCUCCCUUAUAUUUCAAUGAGGUGCAGGUAGGGGAGGGUAUUGUAAGCGCCAUUGAGCGUGGUCUAGUAGACAGAAAAGAUCUAUUUAUCACAACCAAGCUUGAUAUCUAUUCAAAUCGAAGUGAAGUCGUUCCUGCUCUCAAAAGAAGCCUGCAGAGGUUACAAUUGGCUUACGUCGAUCUUUAUCUUAUCCACAUACCAUUCGAUGUGAUUACAGGCAAAGAAAUAAACUGUACUGAUAUAUGGGAAGGCAUGGAGGAAGCGAAACUAUCAGGACUGACAAACUCGAUUGGAAUUUCAAAUUUUAAUCAUUCACAAAUAGAUAAAAUACUUGAAGUGUGUAAUAUAAAACCUGCUGUUAUUCAAGUGGAGGUAAGCCCUACGUUUACAAACAUUGCCCUGGUGGACUACUGUCAGAGUCACCAAAUACACGUGACUGCUUUUUCACCAUUCGGGUUUUUAGCACCGCGACCUUUUAGAAAUUACACCCCCACCACAGAUUUUGCUAACACCACGUUGGUGACCAUAGCUAAGAAGCACAACAAAACCCCCAGUCAAAUUGUGCUACGUUAUCUGAUAGAUCGUGGAAUCACACCGAUACCGGCGUCUUCUAACAAAGAUUACAUGCAAUUAAAUUUUAAUGUAUUCGACUUUAGUCUCACACAAAGUGAAGUAGUCAGUAUUAAUAAUUUAAACGUAAGCGAGGCAGUUUACGAUUUUGAUAACUUGGAUAACUUGUACCAAUACUUUUUUGAUACUAAUAUGGAAGAAGUUUUCAAAAUCGUGAAUGAUAUGUAAUUUUUUUAUUAUAU